Messenger RNA from Fibroporia radiculosa, 894 nucleotides. RefSeq lists its product as uncharacterized. The transcript is spliced from 8 exons. The record is from RefSeq and is a predicted model, not a curated record. NCBI's taxonomy places the organism in Eukaryota, Fungi, Basidiomycota, Agaricomycetes, Polyporales, Fibroporiaceae. The coding region runs from base 1 to 894 and encodes 297 amino acids.
AUGGCUUCGCCGCACCUCAAGGCAGUCAUCUUCGACGUCGGCGGCGUCGUCUGCAAGAGCCCUCUUCUCGCCAUUGCCGCAUACGAGAGAGAACAAGGCCUGCCAGAUAACUACAUCAAUUGCGCGAUAUCAGCGCGCGGCUCCCAUGGCGCCUGGCAGAGGUUCGAGCGCGGCGAGAUGCCCCUCUUCCCUUUCUACGAAGCCUUCGGCCAGCAGCUCUCCGACACGACGGUCAACAACCCCUGCUACGCCGACUACUGCCGCCGGAAGAGCCUAGCAUGCCCCAAGCUCCCGGACAAACUCGCCAUCAACGGCAGAGAGCUAUUCGGCCGUAUGAUGCGAGACAGCAGAUCCCUCGACGAAGCCGUCGUCGAAGCCAUCCGGCGAAUAAGAGGCGCGUCCGGCUACUUGCUCCUCACGACGGGGCUCCGCCCCAGCCUGACACGCGAUCCAGCCACACGCAGGUGGCGAGUCAUCGCGCUCACCAACAACUUCUCCAGCAACGCGUCCGACAUGCUCGCGGAAGCGCCGCCGUCGGCGGAGCUCUACCCGGGCGUCACCCUCCAGUCUGAGCUCGCCUUUCUCGGCUGGGAGGACGGGCCCACCCCUCCCGCGCUGCGCGCCCUGUUCGACGACUUUUGCGACUCGAGCACGCUGGGAAUGCGAAAACCGGAGCCUGGUUUUUACCUCUUGGCCUGCGAGCGGAACGGCAUCGAGCCGUCACAUGCUGUUUUCCUCGAUGAUCUGGGAAUGAAUCUCAAGGUCGCACAGAGCCUCGGUAUGGAGACCAUCCACGUGCCGAUAGGGAGGUCGCACAGCGCUAUCGAGCAGCUGGAAAGGAAGUUGGGCAUCGAACUCACGACCGAGCGCCUCCGGACACUUCCCAAGCUUUGA